This is a messenger RNA of Penicillium soppii, 1152 nucleotides long. RefSeq names its product FAD-dependent oxidoreductase. The annotation marks the transcript as partial. The transcript is spliced from 3 exons. Lineage: Eukaryota; Fungi; Ascomycota; Eurotiomycetes; Eurotiales; Aspergillaceae. Gene Ontology annotation, molecular function: FAD binding. The record is from RefSeq and is a predicted model, not a curated record.
AUGCAUGUCAUCGUCGUUGGAGCCGGCCCUUGUGGCUUUUCCUUGAGCUUGGUUCUAGCUCGGGCUGGUAUACACGUGACACUGCUCGACAAAGCAGACGGGGUAGGUUCUCAGCCACGGGCUGCACACAUCUUUGCUCCUGGUAUACAAAUACUCAGGCGUGCUGGAGCCUUGGGAGACGUUCGGCGUGCUGGUUUUGUCCCCAAGGAUUGGACAUUUCGCAAGGCUGAUGGCACACCGAUCGUGACCAUUGAGGACUUUGCACCAUCGAAGAGUCCAGAUGCUACGACUGUAUUGCCCAUAGACACUCUAGGAAAGAUUCUAUGGUCCCAUGCGCAGAAAAAUGACAACAUUUCUGUGGGAUGGGGUUGUGAGGUUCUGGAUGUUGUACAAGACGAAGACUCUGCAUGGGUAUCAGUCCGUGAGAAUGGUGGAACUGAGAGGAUAAUCAAAGCGGACUUUGUGUGUGGCUGUGAUGGAGCGUCUAGCCAAGUACGUAAGUCGCUGUUUGGCGGGGAUUUUCGCGGGAAGACCUGGAACGACCAGAUGGUUGCAACAAACAUCUACUUUCCAUUCGACGAAUGGGGUUAUGAUGAUCUUAACACCUUCAUUGAUCCCAAGGACUGGCAUAUUGUUGCUCGCCUGACGAAGGAUGGACUUUGGCGUGUCUCAUACCGAGAAGAUGGUAGCAAAACUUUACGUGAAGUUCUUGAGGAUCACCCAGCCCGUUUCGAGCAAUUGCUUCCCGGCCACCCCAAGCCUGAGGAUUAUACUAUUCUCAACAUAAGUCCAUAUCGACUACAUCAACGAUCCGCGGAGAAAUACCGAGUUGGCCGUAUCUGUUUGGCAGCCGAUGCUGCGCAUCUCUGCAAUCCUUGGGGUGGCUUAGGUCUUACAGGAGGCUUUGCAGAUGCGAUAGGAUUAUCCGAGUGCCUCAUAGGUGUCCAUAUGGGUCGGGCGGAUCAGAGCAUUUUGGACAAGUACGACGAGGUGCGUAGAUCCAUUUACAAGAAUUUCACGGACCCGAUCUCAACGAGCAACUUCAUGCGAGUGUCAACUUCGGAUCCGGAGACGAUCCUUGAGAAGGACCCAGUCCUGGCCACUUUUGCUCGUAUGCAUGAUGAUUCUAAGUUUAGGGACGAUUUUGACAGG